UUAGUUGUGGCGUAUAAUAUCAGCAGAUUUUAUUUUUUCAUUUUGUUCUUUCAAGUGUCUUACUGAGCUGUAUGAUAUACCAGUGUACCCUAUCAAAGCUUUAGUUUUCAGCUUAGGUUAAACAAGUAGCAAAUGGAGUCUAACUCCCAAGUCUGUAAUAAACAAAGGUUAGGGGCAACUGGAAUAUCGUGUAAGAUAAUGUCAGAAACACAAAUCGCACAAAUGUGAAAUGGCACAACCUUAUGAGGGGGCAGAGGUGCCAAAUGUGGUACAUUAUAUUGAUAAUUCUAACUGGAGAGGUCCAGGUACAGCAGAUGGUGAAAUGAUUUGUGGAGUUGAAAAUGAUUGUGUGAUAUUUCCUAAUGCCAAUAUUGUCUCCACCAUGCCUCAGCAACAGGCUAAUGAAAUAGUGCAGUAUACCUUCCCUGAACAGGAUUUUCUGGACAUACAAGUAACUGAGGAAGAAGUUAUAUGUGAAACAUGGGAUAAUGGGCAACCAUUAGAUGAUGAAAGUCAACAGUUGGUGGAAUUGAAGGUGGCAUGCAACCCCACAGCAGAAACUGAUGAAGUUGAGAUACCUCUACCACAAGAUCAAGAUACUUACACAACAAUGCGCCCUUAUCCAUGUGAUUUCUGCAGUCGGCGUUUUCGUAAGAAAGCAAAUCUUAUGAACCAUAUGUUAGCUCACCAAACUGAUCGUCCACAUGGCUGCAACCUUUGUGGGGCAAGGUAUCGUCGAAAAUGUGAUCUUAUUAACCACAUGAAAAUACAUGCAUAUGCUCCAGGACACCUUGGUAGUGAUGAUGAUGAGCAAGAUGUCCCAACAAACAACUCACACGACAAUAACAAUACUGCUUCAAUGAAGGGGAGGCGGAAGAAAGCUCAGUCAGCAGCACCAAAGAAACGGAAAAAUCUUACUAUGGCAACCCAGGGCAGUAGUUACUUCGAGGAGGAUGACAGCCUCAACUCUAAAGAUUUUAAAAGAUCCAACUACAGCAAUACUUCAUCCCGCAAAAAGUUGGGGAACAGUAGUAGUGGAAGUUACAGUUACGUAGAUGAAGAUAUGAAACUAUUGUCACAACCACCUCCCACUUUUACUCCUAGCAUGGAGCCACAAGAACCUACUGUACCUCGUUGGCCUGUCAUUGAUGAAAGUCGCCCCUAUGUUUGUCAGCAUUGUGGUGUGGGUUUCGCACGUGAGAAGGCGCUUGCUUCGCAUGCAAGGGUUCAUGCUGGUGACAGCCCAUUUGAAUGCAACACAUGUGGGGAGAUGUUCUGGGAUGUUGGACUGUUAAAGGAGCAUUCACGCACUAAACAUGCUGGAAGAAGUAGAGAUGAGUCAGAUGUGUCUGGACCAUACACGGGUGAUGAUCGGUUUGGAGAGUUCCAUUGUGAGACUUGUGGCCUUGGUUUCCAUAGACAGGAUCUUCUCAAACGUCACCGCAGAAUCCAUAUCAAGUUUGAGCCAAACAGUAGCAUGGCAACGCACGUGUGUCAAGUGUGUGGUCAGGACUUCCCCGGGCAGAGCGACCUUUUGGCACAUGUUGAAACACAUGCGCGCUACCAGCCACAUCGCUGUAUGCUGUGUGGCGAGUGUUUUUUGGAUGCACCAGCUGUUGCUGCACAUGUACGCCGACGGCAUGCUCGUAGCAUCCCACCCAAUGCCUGCACCCUCUGUGGUAAAACUUGCAAAGAUCGUCGCUCACUCCAGAAACAUGCUUGGGUUCACUUAGCUGAACGCAGCUUUUCCUGCCACAAGUGCGGGAAACGUUUUCACAGUCGUGCGCGUCUUAAAAGGCACAUGGUUUCUCAUAGAGACAAAGCAGUGUCUUGUGAAGAUUGUGGUUUGGAAUUUCCUGAUGGACGUGCACUUAUAAACCAUCGCCACAGCCAUAACAAAGAACCAUCAGCACGCCAAUUUUCAUGUGCAGAAUGUGGCAAGACUUUUGGGUCACGCAGCAGUCAACAAAUCCAUGCACGUAUCCACACUGGCGAGCGUCCAUAUGGAUGCCGCUUCUGCUGGAAGGCAUUUGCUGAUGGUGGCACAUUACGCAAACAUGAACGCAUCCACACAGGGGAGAAACCUUAUGCCUGUGCUGUGUGUCCUCGUGCCUUCAACCAGCGGGUGGUACUAAGGGAACAUAUUCGUUCACAUCACUCGGGUCCAGAGCCAAGGACAUCUGGCAAUCACUCAGCUGUUUAUGUUUGUAAAGUGUGUGCAGCAGCUUUCAGCAGUUCAGAGCAGUUGUGUGUGCAUCUGAUUCAGCACAGUGACGAGAACACUGCAAAGCAACGGAUGCCAAAGUUGGGGCCACGUAAAUACAAGCGCCGCCGCAAGCUGAACCCUCACGAGCUCACAUUGCUGUCGAGUAACAUAGGCACACCACAUGGAGACACAUCUGCUGAUGGGGAAGCAGAUUCAGAUAAUGGUAACACCUUCAAGCGUAAAAUUCCCAAAAGGAAGUUCAGACAGAAAGGCAAGUCAAAUACUGAUGAGAAUUUUGAAUCAGUUGUAAAAAGUUUUGAAUCUGUAAUUGAAAAUUUCAAUUCAAUUGUUAGCCACACAAAACCUGAGCCUGGGAAGGAGAAAGUUGAUAAGGAGAAGCACAAACUCAAACGCAAAUCAGCAGUCGAUGGGAAGCACAGUGGAAUGAAGUCUAUAACUAACAUGCCAGACUUGUCGUCUGGAGGGUUCGUGAAAAGCAAUAGACCUGCUGGUGAGAGUAGAAUAAGGCCAAGAACAAAGAAUGUGACAGUGAGUACACUUGCAGCUUUGAAGGCUGUGACUUCAAAACCAAGGUCAGUUUUAAAAGUUGGCCGAGAUCUGUGCAGAGUGGGACCACGGACAAAAAAUGUAAAUUACCACAAUGUGAAGAUGGCAAAACUUUCUCCUGCAACAUUUCCUGUUGAGAAAUCCAAUUUGACCGAAACUGUUUUAGAUACUAAAGGUGGUGUGAAUCAAGAAAAUGUUGACGCUGUUUCUAAAGCAGAAAACGGAAGUGUCCCUGUGAAGUCAGAGAAUGAUGAUAAUAUCAUUCCCUCUUCUUUGUUGCUAGAAGAUGGGAAAGAAGUGAAAGUUGAAUUUACAUGUGAAAUGUGCAGUGAAACCUUUACAAAGCGAUCUGAACUCUUGAUUCAUGUCCCCAUACACAUUUAAGAUUGUGGACUCUUAAAUAUUAAUGAUAUUGUAUUCUGAUUUAAAAUAUGGAACAGUGUGAGAGUAAAUGAAUUUAAAGAGAUCUGAGAGCCAUAAGAAUAUAUAUUUAAGGUGUAGUAAUUGUGUUAAGAAACAUAUUUUGGAUAAUGUAAUUGAAAGUUUUGCCAUAAUAGGUAAUUUGAAGUAAUGUAA
This is a messenger RNA of Zootermopsis nevadensis, 3349 nucleotides long. RefSeq lists its product as uncharacterized. The record is from RefSeq and is a predicted model, not a curated record. NCBI's taxonomy places the organism in Eukaryota, Metazoa, Arthropoda, Insecta, Blattodea, Termopsidae.